CAACAGCGAUGUCGCCUUGGGAACAUCGCUGUUCAAGUUGAAUUUUUCAAAAAAAAUAUCCGUUGGGCACUGAAUUAAAUGCUCCAACAGCCAUAUUUUUGAUAAUCUGGUCGUUCGGAACCCCUUUCCCUGUAUAUUGGGACCCUCUCUCUUCACUUCUACACACACAAACACAAAUCUCUUCAAUCUUCAAGCAAAUAUCAUCUUCUCUACACUUUUUUUUGAGAUCUAUUCAUCCAUGGGCAAAGACAAGAGUAGAGCAGGAACAUCCGGGAAAUCAAAGGCCAAAUCUCGGGCUCCUAUGACGACCUCCGAGGAACGCCUCUACUACGGCGAUGGGUCGUACCUCUGGUUUGAUUCCAAGGAGGAGCGCACCCGCUUUCUCACCUUCUUCUCUAAACGAGUUGUGGCUCCCCCGCGAAUUUUCCCGGAGCGUUUACCGGAGCUGCUAGGCUACAUUUUUCUCGAUGCGCAGCUCCACCAGACCGGGUUAUGUCCGUUCGUCUCCCGGGCUCGGAAGGAGAUCAACCCGGCGCUGAUUCGGGUGUUCUACUCCAACCUCCGGCAUGAGGACGACGUGCUCUACACCCUCGUCAAGAGCAUGCUGAUCGAGCUCACUGUUGAGCAGCUUGGGCGCAUCGCCGGCCUCCUCUACCAAGGUGACGACAUCUCCAACUACAGCGGAGAAGAUUGGGUCCUUAACAACGAGGGCCUAGUUCUCAACGAGCUUGGCAUCACCGAGCUCAUCCGCCAUCCCAUGAGCCGCCCCACCAUCCAUUCCGCGACCCCCGAGAGCCGCCUCCUUCUCUACAUCGUGUCUCGGAUCAUCAAGCCCCGGAAGCAUAGGCACACGAUCAUGUCCGACGAGGAUCUCAAGCUCCUUCACGCCAUCAUGCAUUCAGAGCCGAUCAAUUGGGCGAAGUUCGUCAUGAUCUACAUGACGGACGCCUCGUCUACCGCCCACGAUCACCUCUUCCCGUACCCCUUCUUGGUGAUGGACAUCCUUGAACGGUUCAAGGUCACCACCACCGUUGGCCCGCUCACAAAGGCCACGAAGCUUUGGACGAUCAGCGCCCAAACCUUCACGAAGCGGUCGGACAACGCCGCACCUGCCACUUUCGCGCCACGCCGCACUGCCGAUGGCCCAGCCGAACCCCAGGCCCGGGCCAACCUUGCCUCCAUCGCUUACUCCCUCAACCGGCUGCACUUCAAAGUUGACGGGAUGGACGGGUACCUUGAACGGCUUGACGAGGCUGUUCAACGCCAAGGGCAUGCCAUGAACGCAUACUUUCAAGGCGUCAACUACGUCCCCCCACUGUACCAACGCGUCAACUACGUCCGUCAAGCUCCCCGGACGAGGAUGAGUUCGACGACGCCAUUAACGGGGGAAGAAAAGGGCUAUGCAUAUCCUAAGGGGGAACGUUUCUAAAAACGGGAUCGUUUGAUCUUAAAACGACUAUUUGCUUUUAAGCACAAACUAAGGGGGAACUUUUUCACACAUUUUUUUUGAAAAUCAAAUAUCCCUUAGUAUGCAUAUUCCCGUCUUGUUCUCCAUCAUCAAAAAGGGGGAAAUUGUUGGAACACGGGUUUACGCCUAUGUCGUACUAAACCGUGUUCGUUUUAUGACAGGUUUUGAUAAUGUCAAACCUCCGUGAUAACAAUAUUAAACUGAGCAAAUCAAA
Messenger RNA from Cuscuta campestris, 1682 nucleotides. The record is from the annotation of a GenBank genome assembly. Lineage: Eukaryota; Viridiplantae; Streptophyta; Magnoliopsida; Solanales; Convolvulaceae.